UGGCGCGUGAUGGUGUGUGCCACGUGGUUUGUGAUGUUUUUUUCUGGCGAGCGAGCGAGGAGGGGUGGAUGAUGAUGAUGAAAGUGACGUGCGCGCUGUGCGCGUGUCACUUGAUGACCACAACUGCGCCGCCCACCCUCAUUAAUGCACCCAGGGGACAACCCACUGUGACCUUUGGCCCAGUGUUGAGCUUGGGCACAGUCUACCGAGAGAGGAGCCCAAGUGUGUCACCCAACGGGCACACUCGGCGAGACGCAGACACACACACAUGUGUCGACGUGGCGGAGUGGCAACUGUGACAGUGGAGGAAGAGAGACGGCUGUGGAGGACAUGGCGAGGAGCGAGUCGGUCGGCGCUAUGGCCAGCUCCACCUGGUGGUGCCCGGCGCUGAUAGUCUGCACCUACGGCUUCGUGUCUCAGCUGAGGCCGGCCGAGUCUUUCCUCAUGCCCUUCCUGCUCAGCCCGGACAAGAACCUGACACGCGAGCAGAUCGCCAACGAGGUGAUGCCGGUGCUCGUCUACUCCUACAUGGCCGUGCUGGUGCCCGUCUUCCUGCUGUCCGACCUGCUGCGCUACAAGCCCAUGCUGGUGCUGCAGAGCGCCAGCUUGGUGGCCGUGUGGCUGCUCCUGCUGUUCACGCAGGGCAUCCUCGGCAUCCAAUUCGUGGAGUUCUUCUACGGCGUGAGCAUGGCGGCGCGCGUGGCCUUCUCGCCGAUACUCUUCGCGCUCGUGGAGACGGGCCACGUGCAGCGCGUGACGAGCGUGUCGCGCGCGGGCCCCUCCUCUGGCCUCUUCAGCAGCUCCGUGCUGGGGCAGCUGUGCGUGACGGUGUGGGGGGUCUCCUACGGGACGCUCAACCGCGUCUCCCUGGGCUUCGUCUCCGUCUCCUUCCUCUUCUCGCUGUUCUUGCCGUGGCCCCGCCGCAGCCUCUUCUUCCACCGGCCCCCGCCGGGCGCCGCCGCCGUCGCCGCCGCCGGCGACGGCGGCGACGGCGACGACGGCGACGACGGGCGUCGCCCCGAGCGGGGGCCGCUCGCGAACGGCGACGCGGAGCCCGCCGGAGGGGGUGGCUCCGCCGCCGUGAGCGCCGAGGGCCGCGUCGGCCGGGCCGGGGGGAGGCGGGGACGCGGACGGGCGGCCGCCGCCACGUACCUCAAGUGGCUGCGCAGGGCGGGCCGCGCCGUCGCCUCGUCGCCCAGCCUGUGCUCGUGGUGCGCCUGGUGGGUGUUCGGCAUGACCGGGUACUACAUGGUCAUCUACUACGUGCAGCUGCUGUGGGACGAGGUGGAGCCGUCGCGCGACAACCCCCGCGUGUACAACGGCGCCACGGAGGCGGCGUCCACCCUGCUGAGUGCGCUGGCGUCGCUGGCCGUGGGCUUCCUGCGCGUGCGCUGGGCCGUGUGGGGGGAGCUGCUGCUCGGCGUGGUGGUGGCGCUGGAGGCGGCGCUGCUCUACGCCAUGAACGUCACGCGCAGCAUCUGGCUGUGCUACGCCGCCUACGUGCUCUUCCGCACGGUGCACCAGCUCCUGCUCACCGUCGCCACGUUCCAGAUCGGCAAGGAGCUGACGCGUGAGUGCAGCGCGCUGGUGUUCGGGGUGAGCACGUUCCUCGCCACCGUGCUGCAGACCAUCAUGACGCUCGUCGUGUGCGACAAGCUCGGCCCCCUCUCGCUUUCCGUGCACGACCAGUUCUACGUCUACUGCGGCUACUUCGUCGUGCUGGCUGUGGCGUUCCUGUGCCGCGCCGCGUUCACCUUCGUCAGGCGACGGCGCUCGGGCAAGGGAGCGGACCCCUUCACCUCCGACCUCGUCGCCUCCGACCUCGUCACCUCCGACCCCGUAUCCCCCGACCCCGUAUCCCCCGACCCCAUCAAUCCCGACAUCAUCACCUCCGACCCCAUCACCCCCAAACCCAUCGCAUCCGAUCCCAUCGCCCCCAAACCCAUCGCCUCCGACCCCGUCACCUCCGACCCCGUCACCUCCGACCCCGUCGCCCCCGACCCCGUCACCCCAUACCCAACCACCACCGUUGACCCCGCCACCUCCUAACCCAUCGCUCCCGACCCCAUCGCUCCCGACACUGUGAACCGGGAAUCGCGUCGCAGUCCCACCGCGUGCCCAGCGGCAGUGUGGGGGGGGUUGUGAGUGCGAGGACCUUCGCCGGUUGUUCGGGGUUCAGAUCGACCUUGUGUCCUUGCUGUGAGCACUUUUAACUCGACACCGGCAGCAGCAGCAGCUGCUGCUGCGACUGCUCCACCACUUGGGCGGGGAGUCCACCUUUUAGCAUCCUUUGCUAGGAACCUUACAUUGUACACGUGUAUAAAAAUGCGUGCGUGUAUAUAUUUAUGUAAACCAACAUAUACAUAAAUAACAUAUGUGAAUGUUUGAGAAGUCAUCAUGGCCAGCCACUCGUCCCAUCGUGGUGGACAGGAGAUUUCAGGUUUUAGCCACACGGUUAAAAUCUUCUUCUAAAAAUUUGGCGACAAAUCCCAAAGUUUUGGCUUUCGUCCGCGUCCCCCUCACGGACGUUGAGAGUCAACGCCAACCGCGGGGGGCGCGUCGCGCAAUUGACCGAAUUGACGAGUUGGAGGGACGCGGAUUUUAUUUUUCAUUUUCCGAGCUGCCGUGUAAAUCAUGCCGCCCACUUAAGAUGCCACUCACUGUUACCGUCACAGCAGCGGCAAGUAACGCAUGGAACCGCGACUGGAGUAGCGUGACGAUGCGUUGAAGGGAAGCUAAUCGUCGUGGCUGUGAGACUCAAGUGUACAUCUAAUCACGUGGUGGGUGGUGAAUCAUUGCUAACGUAGUAACACCCGACACAGCAGUCUUCAACAUUUGGGAGUAUGUUUUUCUUUCCAGCACGAGACACCCGCGGGGUCUUCAAGGAUUCCCUUCACCCCAAGCGUCUCGGGCUCUCGCGUUCCCCCCCCCCUCCACCUUUAUAUCCCUCAAGCCCCCUUUCUCGAAGGUUCCUUGACCCACUUUCUCUCCAGCCAAUCACCUUCCCGCUCUCCUUAAACGAACUCCCUGUCAAUCAUCUUCCGUCACCCGCUCUUUUCCAUUUUAGUAUUUGUGUAAGUAGUGAUAGUAUUGUAGUGUAUAGCAGUGCAGUGUACAAUAGUGUAGUGUAUAGUGUAGUGUUUAUCAUACCUGUCAAGCCCUUAUCAGUGCCCUACCUUAUUACAGACCUAUUCAGACUUUAUUGGUCACCCUGUGCCCCUUAUAAAUCUCAACGUUCAUCCUAAAAAAGUCCCAUCGCAAGGGAGAAACGCAGACAAAUAGACAGAAAUUAUGUUACGGCUCUACGCCGUAUUCACCUGAAAACUCAAAUUCCCUGAACAAGAAUACGGGGUAAACCGUACGGGUUGACAGCGAUGCAUCAUUUCUCCUCCAAUCCCUUCCAAUUUCCCUGCCUCUAACCACAAUCCCCUUUCAGGCCUGUUGGAUACCGAUCGGAGGGGCACGUUUUUUUUUACUUUGCUGAUUAUCCGUACCACGCGGUGCUCCACCACGCCAGGUGAGCAUCGUCCGUAGCAAUACAAUGUCCACGCUCGCGUUUACCGGUGGACUUUUAAUUGAGUCGCGCAUGAGACGAUUAUAGACGAUUAUACGAUUGCACAGUUUUUACACUUUGAAUUUUUUUUUACGAACUCGGCACUGUGGCUCAGAAUGCAGCACUGUACUGCAUUACGCAACACUGUGCCGUCUGUGCUCGUUCUCGAAACGAGAGAGCAAACACAAAAACGCGUGACUCGAUUUUGGUAAUGGGGGCUCGUAAUGGCCAAUUCUGAUCACCGACGUCCAGAGUCCAAGGCUGAAAUCUUGGGCUCCCGUCCCCCCCGAGAUUAAAACGAGGCCCUCGUGAUCAGCGAUUUUUCUGGCCUCACUCUGUGCGCCGAUGACUCCGAGCGAAAGAACAAUCAAACUACUCUUUUUGCACCCAAUUCCUGCGGCCCACGUGCAAUUGGAGGCAUCUCGAGGCCUCUGUCGGCGUACGGUCACCGCGCGGUCACCGCGCGGUCACCGCGCGGUG
Petromyzon marinus (sea lamprey) is the source of this 4033-nucleotide messenger RNA. RefSeq names its product solute carrier family 19 member 1 (gene SLC19A1). Gene Ontology annotation, cellular component: plasma membrane; basolateral plasma membrane; apical plasma membrane. Gene Ontology annotation, molecular function: folic acid binding; folate:monoatomic anion antiporter activity. Gene Ontology annotation, biological process: folate transmembrane transport. The record is from RefSeq and is a predicted model, not a curated record. NCBI's taxonomy places the organism in Eukaryota, Metazoa, Chordata, Hyperoartia, Petromyzontiformes, Petromyzontidae.